AACAGAUAAAAGUACAGUACUCUACCUACCUACGAAGGUUUAGUUACUUUUCCACCUAUAUGUGGACACCUUUUAAAUUGUUUGAGACACUUAACCAAGUGCUUUAACAUAGUUAGACUCAACACCUUCAGACCAAAAAGAAAUUGCAGAUCCAGAAGAAGUAGGUCAUGCAUUAAACUACCAUGCCCUACCACUGUGUGGCCUAUGGCUGUGGCAAAACUGCUAAAGAUGGCGUAACAUUGUUUAAAUUCCCCAAGGACCCAGAUGAAUUUCGCAAGUGGGAGAAGCAGGUACAGCGUACCCGCACACAGUGGGUUGCCACACCCAUCUCUCACCUCUGCAGCGAUCAUUUUGGCAGGGAGUACUUUGAGGCCAAGCUACCUACAGGGGCUCUGAAACUGAGGCCAGGAGCAGCUCCUACAGUGUUUGUCCGUCCUCACUGUUCCUCCUGCAGUGGAACAGGCUGUAGAAACUGCCUACCCACCAUCCAAAGCCAGAGUUUUACAACGGUAACUACAAACCAUAGCGGGGAGUCCAAUGUAAUAGCACCUAUAGAGUUUGAUGAACGAGUUUUAUCAAGAGAAGGGUUAAAGCCUGGAAAAAAAGAUGACCUACCAGUAGUUUGUGAAAUGUGUGGAACGACUGGGAGUUUUAAAAGCUUCUUUUCAAAAACCAAACGCUUCUGCAGCACAUCCUGCUCGCGCUCAUAUUCAUCAAACUCCAAGAAGUCCUCAAUACUGGCACGUCUGCAGGGAAAGCCACCUUCAAAAAAGGCUACUGUGCUGAAUAAGAUGAACAAAACCCCUCCAGCAGGAGUGGAUGGUACAGUCAUUUCUCCAGCUUUGUCAACUUUUGAUUGGGGCGCCUACUUGGACAAGGAAACAUCUCUGGCUGCAUCUGUUUCCUGCUUUGCACACGCUCCAUUGUACGCCCAGUGGGAUGACAUCACUGUAGGGAUGAAGGUGGAGGUCCUCAACACAAAUGCAGUCCUUCCCAGUAAAGUGUACUGGAUCGCUACAGUUAUUCAGGUUGCAGGAUACAAAGCUCUGCUGAGAUACGAAGGCUUUCAGCACGACAGCAGCCAUGAUUUCUGGUGCAGCCUCGUUUCAGGAGAACUAAACCCAAUCGGGUGGUCCGCAAUGACAAGCAAGCUGCUUGUGCCACCACAAGAUGUGCAGAACAUCCCAGACUGGAAAGAUUAUCUAAUGAAAAAACUGGUGGGAGCCACCACUCUACCUGUUGACUUCAACCUGAAGAUGGCAGAGAGCAUGAAGACCUCUUUCCGGGUCGGCAUGCGUGUGGAAGUGGUGGAUCCCAAACACGUGAGCCGAACCCGCAUUGCCAUGAUAGACUCCAUUAUCGGAGGCCGUCUUCGGCUGGUUUAUGUAGACCAAAGCGACGCCCCUGAGAAUGUGGUCGCUGACUUUUGGUGCCAUAUGUGGAGUCCUCUUGUACAUCCGAUAGGCUGGUCCAAGAAAGUGGGUCAUAAUAUCAAAGCACCAGCAAACACAGUGGAAGCUGCUGUUACUUUUAAAGGCAACUCUGACAGUUUUGUCGCGCUCUUUAAAAAGCCCAGGUUCACCUACAUGGGGAGCAGUUUCUUUGAAGAAGGAAUGAAGCUGGAGGCUAUCGACCCCCUCAACCUGGGAAAUAUCUGUGUGGCCACUGUACACAAGGUUCUGUCAGAUGGCUACCUCAUGGUGGGUAUUGAUGGUACUAUAUCGAACAACGGCUCAGACUGGUUUUGUUACCAUGCCUCGUCUCAUGCCAUUCUACCAAUAAACUUCUGCGAAAGGAACAACAUCCCCCUCACUGUGCCUCAAGGUUGGGAUCUUCAGACCUUCACCUGGAAGAAAUACCUGGAAGAAACCAAAGCUAAAGCUGCUCCGGCACAGCUGUUCAAUGCAGAUUACCCAGGUCACGGAUUUUCUCCCAACAUGAAGCUAGAGGCGGUGGACCUUAUGGAGCCACGACUGGUGUGUGUGGCCACUGUGAAGCGCUGCGUGGGACGCCUGCUGCUCAUCCACUUUGACGGCUGGGAUGACGAGUUUGACCAGUGGAUUGAUCACCAGUCCCCUGACAUCUACCCCGUCAGCUGGUGUGAGCUUGUGGGCUACCAGCUUCAGCCACCUCCUGGGCUCGUUGAUUUAACUGAAACCCACUUGGCACGGAACAAGAAAACCAAGUCUUUUGUGUACGGGAGAAAGAAAAAGAGGGGCACCAGGAGGGGGCUCACACAUUACCAAACAAAACGCCACUGUCAGCAGCCUGAGGUUAUCGAUGCUGAACAAACUCAAAAUCAUCUACCAGAAGUGCCGAUCAUACAACCCAAAACUGAACCUGAGGAGCAGGAAAUCUUCGCAGUGCAGGUGAAAGUGGAGGAGGUCGAGAUGGAGACUCCUAUUGAGCCCCCAGAAAAGCAUCAAGAAGUUUCUCUGUGUCCAGUCAAGCAGGAGGGGCCAGGCCAGCAGGUUAAAUUGGGACUGCAGCAUACAUCAGAGCAGAGCAACUGGGAAGACACAGCACAUAAGACCAAGGAAGGUAAAACAUCAGAAAACCGAAGUAAAGAGUGUGGAUCCCUGCAGCAGGGCUUUAAAGGGGAAAGCAACGCAGAGCAGAGUGAAAAUCAAAGCCGACUUCUACACCAAGAGGAGGGGAGCGAAGACCAUGACAAUAACAUGGACGAGACGUGGGAGAGCCACACAGAGCAGGACACCACAGGGGACGGAGAAGAAAUGGUGAUAUGAGGCAGAGACUUGACUUCACUAAUAACGAUAUAUAUUUAGCCAAGUAUUAAGAUAGAAUAACUGUGGCAUAAAAGAAAUGUUACAACCAAUAACCUAAAGCAUCCUAUUGUGUGGUAAGAAUUUUAAUAAACAUUUCAUGAGGACCAGCCUCCAAUAAUCUCACUUUAUUCAUGUUGGUUUUAAUUUCUUUGCUGUUUAAUAUCAAGAAGUUCUCUUUUGUAAAUAUUAAGUCAAUAAUAAAGAAUUUACUAAA
This is a messenger RNA of Melanotaenia boesemani (Boeseman's rainbowfish), 3000 nucleotides long. It is a transcript of the gene l3mbtl2, whose product is annotated as L3MBTL histone methyl-lysine binding protein 2. Bases 183 to 2747 code for a protein of 854 amino acids. Gene Ontology annotation, biological process: regulation of DNA-templated transcription. Gene Ontology annotation, cellular component: nucleus. Gene Ontology annotation, molecular function: zinc ion binding. NCBI's taxonomy places the organism in Eukaryota, Metazoa, Chordata, Actinopteri, Atheriniformes, Melanotaeniidae. The transcript has 17 exons. The record is from RefSeq and is a predicted model, not a curated record.